AAUUUUCUGGUUAUCCAUUUCGAGAGACGACGAUGUUUACAGGGAGAUUUUAAAACCGGAAAAUGGAGUGAGAACUUCAGCCUCGAUUGUACCAGUGAAACGCAGCAUAGAGGUCUUCACCAGCUCCGUUUAGCCAGCGGCAAUGGCAAGUGGCUUCGUUAUUUCCCACCGGAACUUCGGUCCUUUCAUUGGCCCAGGCAUAGUAAAUCAGGCAGAGAGGUCUACCAUUAUUCACGGAGGGAAGAGGUUGAGCUUUACUUCUAUGCAGCAUGUUGUGCACAAGGCCAAUGUAGUAGAUAAGAUUUGCCUUCCAAGGAAAAAGAUUGGCUGUAUGUAUCUCUGUGAUGCCUCAAAUGGUAAACCCUGUAAAUCGAAACCACCAUUUCACGUUGACGCCUGCCAGACUAGUCAAUUAAGUAUAGUGCACCAUGCGAUAGAUCAUAGACCAAAACUGAGAAGUACACACUGUAAAGCGGUUACUUCACUUGGAAGAAGUUGUGUCCCUCCAAGGAAGCUGGAAAGUCUUCGUUUCUCUGACAACCGAAGGCAGGAGAUAAAGCAUUCAGCUCAAAUUGGGGCACAUGCUGACUUUAAAUGUGAUGAGCAUGACAUAACAGGGGCAUUAGAACCUUUAGUGUCUCCAGAGAGCAGUGAUGUUGUUCUGACAGAAGGAACAAAACCUUGGUGGGAGCAGUUCCCAAAACGAUGGGUGAUAGUACUUCUUUGUUUUGCUGCUUUUCUGUUAUGCAACAUGGACCGUGUCAAUAUGAGCAUUGCAAUUCUUCCCAUGUCAAAAGAAUACAAUUGGAACACUGCUACUGUGGGCCUCAUUCAGUCUUCUUUCUUCUGGGGAUAUCUGCUCACACAGGUCUC
Messenger RNA from Cuscuta epithymum, 873 nucleotides. NCBI's taxonomy places the organism in Eukaryota, Viridiplantae, Streptophyta, Magnoliopsida, Solanales, Convolvulaceae. The record is from the annotation of a GenBank genome assembly.